AUGGAAGUCAACAGCACUGCUAACUUUGUAGACCUGCCGACUUCCCGAGGCGCUCAGUUCAACGAUGCGAUUAAGUUUGUUUACACUCAUUACCAAAAUUUGUCGUGGUUGAGUAUAAUCGCUACAACGAUUGUCUUAAUAUUGACAUAUGAUCAAGUGGCAUAUCAGAUAAGAAAAGGCAAUAUUGCUGGACCUAAGUAUAAAAUUUGGCCAGUCAUUGGUCCGUUUUUAGAAUCAUUGGAUCCUAAGUUUGAAGAAUACAUGGCCAAAUGGAAUUCUGGCCCCUUGUCUUGUGUGUCUAUAUUUCACAAGUUUGUUGUUAUUGCUUCAUCUAGGGAUUUGGCAAGAAAAAUUUUGGGCUCGCCAAGAUAUGUGAAACCUUGCGUUGUUGAUGUAGCAAAAAAGAUCUUAAGGCCGUCGAACUGGGUUUUCUUAGACGGAAAGGCACAUACUGAUUAUCGAAGGUCACUAAAUGGCUUAUUCGUGAGAAAGGCUUUGGAAAUUUAUAUUCCUGUUCAAGAAAAAUAUAUGGAUAAGUACUUAGAGACUUUUAUCAGUUAUGACGGCCCUAGAGAAUUUUUUCCGGAAUUUAGAGAAUUAUUGUGUGCCCUUUCUCUUAGAACUUUCUGCGGUGAUUAUAUCACUGAGGAGCAAAUCAAGUUAAUUGCUGAUAACUAUUACCGUAUCACUGCUGCGUUAGAAUUGGUCAAUUUCCCUAUAAUUCUUCCUUAUACUAAGACUUGGUAUGGAAAAAAAAUUGCCGACGAAACUAUGAAAAUCUUUGAAAAUUGUGCUGCGAUGUCUAAAAGACAUAUCAACGAAGAAAUGGGUAAACCUAGCUGCGUCAUGGAUGAAUGGAUUUUUUUGAUGAAAGAUGCCAGAGAAAAGCACACGCAAGACACAGACUCGAAGCUUUUAGUUCGUGAAUUUUCCAACAGAGAGAUUUCUGAAGCUAUAUUUACUUUUCUUUUUGCAUCUCAAGAUGCGUCUUCAUCUUUAGCUUGUUGGUUAUUUCAAAUUGUUGCAGAUAGAGAUGAUGUCAUGAAAAAAAUUAGGGAGGAACAAUUACGCGUUCGUGAUAAUGAUCCCUCAAAGCGAUUAUCUUUAGACUUGAUUAAUGAGAUGCAUUAUACGUUUAAUGUUGUUAGAGAAACUUUGAGAUAUCGUCCACCUGUUAUAAUGGUUCCAUACGUCGUUAAGCAAAGCUUCCCAGUGACUGAUACGUAUACAGCGCCAAAGGGGUCGAUGAUUAUCCCGACCCUAUAUCCUGCAUUGCACGACCCCGAAGUCUAUCCAGACCCAGAUACCUUUAAACCAGAGAGAUGGGAGAACUCUACUGCGGACAUGGAAAAGCGAAACUGGUUAGUUUUUGGAACGGGGCCACAUCUCUGCCUUGGACAAAACUAUGUUUUGAUGUUAUUUACAGGUAUGUUAGGAAAGUUUGCAAUGUUGGCAGACUUGAAGCAUCAUACCACUCCUCUAUCUGAAGAUAUUAAAGUUUUCGCCACAAUAUUCCCCAAAGACGAUUUAAUCCUAGAGUGGAAAGCGAGGAAUCCAUUAGAAAAUUGA
Molecule: messenger RNA, 1569 nt
Organism: Priceomyces carsonii
Lineage: Eukaryota; Fungi; Ascomycota; Pichiomycetes; Serinales; Debaryomycetaceae
Gene: ERG5
Product: C-22 sterol desaturase
Exons: 1
Coding region: 1-1569 (522 amino acids)
Biological process (GO): sterol metabolic process
Molecular function (GO): heme binding; oxidoreductase activity, acting on paired donors, with incorporation or reduction of molecular oxygen; iron ion binding
Source: RefSeq, a predicted model, not a curated record